Ficedula albicollis (Collared flycatcher) is the source of this 1266-nucleotide messenger RNA. RefSeq names its product centromere protein V (gene CENPV). The coding region runs from base 684 to 1124 and encodes 146 amino acids. NCBI's taxonomy places the organism in Eukaryota, Metazoa, Chordata, Aves, Passeriformes, Muscicapidae. Gene Ontology annotation, molecular function: carbon-sulfur lyase activity. The record is from RefSeq and is a predicted model, not a curated record. The transcript has 4 exons.
CGCGAGGCUUGGCUUCUAUAUCUCCACCCAUUUCCUGCGCUCUCUCUGCGGCACAUAAGAAACUGUCCGUGGGAGGCAAAAUCUGGGAGGAAAAUGUUUUUUCCUUUGUAUUUUGCGAUUGACCCGCACGGUGACUGCCCAGCUGCUGUGGAGGCGGCUCGGGGGGGAGGAGAAGCACAGGCUCAUAAAUUCCUUGGUCAUAAAGUUCCUCUGCAAUUACAACCCGAAAGACAUUUCAAAUAUUACAUAGAAUCCACUUAUCUCUGCUUUCCCCAGCUUUUAAAUGCAGGAGUAUUAAUGGUGUUGGAGGAACUAUGGGGAAUAUUGUGGGGAAAUUCAGUUCUCAGUUCCAAGCAGUUUGUUUUGAGGUGAUAGCCCUGGUUUCUGCGUAGGGUUGUGUAUGGACACAGCUGUAGGGUCAGCACAGUGACCUGGAGUGUGGUGGGGAGCUGUGUUGUACAGAGUGGAGAGUCCUCAAAAUGGUGCUCCUUUCCUUUUCACCAUUUUAAUUAAACCACAAAAGCAAUUGCUGCAGAGGACAAAAGCCAUCCUCUACCUCGUUCUGACACGUUAUUAAAUACAUUUGAGUGGAUACGUUUCUUGGUGUUCUGCAACAGCUCAAGACAGAAAUGAAUAAUGUCCUGCAUAACCUUACUGUUCUCUUGGGUAAAAAAUGAGAGAGGAUGAUCCCAAGAGCUCUGCUAUGUCUCUCCAGUGAAUACAGGGGUUUGGUGAAGCACACUGGAGGCUGUCAUUGUGGAGCCGUGCGCUUUGAGGUCUGGGCUUCGGCAGAUCUGCACGUGUUUAACUGCAAUUGCAGCAUUUGCACAAAGAAACAGAACAGACACUUCAUUGUGCCAGCAUCACGUUUCAAGCUGCUGAAGGGUGCUGACAAUUUGACAACAUACACCUUCAACACACACCGUGCCCAGCACACGUUCUGCAAGACCUGUGGUGUUCAGAGCUUUUAUACUCCUCGUUCUAACCCUGAUGGUUACGGAAUAGCUCCCCACUGUCUGGAUGAUGGCACUGUGCAGACCAUUAUCACAGAGGAUAUCAAUGGCAAGGAAUGGGAGAAAGCAGUGAAAGAACAUAAAACCAUCAGAGACAUGUCAAAACCCUGACUCACCCUUCUAGCAGCCUUGGGAGCACUGCCAUGGAACUGUAGUCUGGGGUUCCCUGGGUGAUGGUUGAUAAAAUCAAUCUCUACAUUACUGUAACCUGUUCUCUGUUUCUUAAAUAAAUCUUUCUGUGUUGAUUGUCUCA